Betta splendens (Siamese fighting fish) is the source of this 4211-nucleotide messenger RNA. It is a transcript of the gene top3a, whose product is annotated as DNA topoisomerase III alpha. The record is from RefSeq and is a predicted model, not a curated record. The transcript is spliced from 19 exons. Lineage: Eukaryota; Metazoa; Chordata; Actinopteri; Anabantiformes; Osphronemidae. Gene Ontology annotation, biological process: DNA topological change. The coding region runs from base 278 to 3304 and encodes 1008 amino acids. Gene Ontology annotation, cellular component: chromosome; nucleus. Gene Ontology annotation, molecular function: DNA topoisomerase type I (single strand cut, ATP-independent) activity; DNA binding; zinc ion binding.
AGUAUUACAACCUGGUUUACGGCAACGUUUGACAGGCUGGCGCGUAGUUUGUAAACAACUGAAAAAGAACUGAAAGUUGCUCUGUAAUGUUAUAGAUCAUCUUUAAUACGGUUUAGUGUCAUUUGUCACUAUUUAACCUAACCACAGUGACGCUGAUCAACUGUUGUCUACUUCUUAAGUUCUUGUAAAGGUUUAUGGAGCAGUUACCAUGGCUGUAGCUAGCCACUCGAGCUAACAUGCUAACGCACCGAAGAGUCAGCAGCAGUGGCACCGCUUCAUGUGGCAGCGGCCAGGAAUGCUAACAGUCCACCUCCUAAGGAGAUCUUGGCUUCGACUACAGCGGCCGGGUGUGCAGCGGAGGACUUUCUGUGCGGGGCUGAGUGUCCAGUGUGUGGACGCAGCGCAGCAGGCAGACAUGAUCCGGAGCCGGGUUCAGAUCAAGAAGGUUCUUUGCGUGGCCGAGAAGAACGAUGCGGCCAAGGGGAUCGCAGAGAUCAUGUCCGGUGGCACAGCUCGCAGGAGGGAAGGAAUGUCAAAGUUUAACAAAAUCUAUGAGUAUGAAUAUCAUCUCUUUGGGCAGAAUGUGACAGUAACAAUGACGUCGGUUUCUGGUCAUUUACUGGGUUUGGAGUUUAAAGCACCAUUACAAAAAUGGCACAGUUGCAAUCCUGUGCUGUUGUUUGAUGCCGAAGUAGAAAAGUAUUGUCCAGAUAACAUGAUACAAAUCAAGCGAACACUAGAGAAAGAGGUGAGGCAGUGCCAGGCCUUAGUCAUCUGGACAGAUUGUGACAGAGAGGGAGAAAACAUUGGCUUUGAAAUCAUAGAUGUCUGCAAAGCAGUGAAGCCAAAUUUACAAGUCCUUAGGGCAAAGUUUUCUGAGAUCACGCCCAACUCCAUUCGGAGAGCUUGUGAGAGUCUAUCGGAGCCAGAUGCUAAUAUCAGCGAUGCAGUCGAUGUCCGUCAGGAGCUGGAUCUGCGUAUAGGUGCAUCUUUCACUCGAUUCCAGACACUUCGCCUACAAAAGAUCUUUCCAGACUCUCUGGCUAAUAAGCUGAUCUCAUACGGCAGUUGUCAGUUUCCAACUCUGGGCUUCGUGGUGGAGCGUUUCAAAGCCAUCCAGGCUUUCAUACCUGAGACUUUCUACAAGAUCAAAGUUCUCCAUGAAGUCGAUGAGGACACUGUGGAGUUCAGCUGGAAAAGAAACCGUCUGUUCAACCACACCGCGUGCUUGGUGCUCUAUCAGAUAUGCAUGGAGGAUCCCAUAGCAACAGUCACCUCAGUAACCAGCAAACCCAAGAGCAAGUGGAGGCCGCUGCCUUUGGACACUGUGGAACUGGAGAAACUGGCGUCUCGGAAGCUAAGAAUCAGCGCCAAAGAGACCAUGAAAAUAGCAGAGAAGCUCUACACCCAAGGGUUUAUCAGCUACCCUCGUACAGAGACCAACAUUUUCCCAGCAGGCCUGGCUCUCGGCCCGCUGGUGGAGCAGCAGACACAAAGCCCGGUCUGGGGGAUGUUUGCCCAGAGGGUGCUGGAGCAGCCCGGGGGUCCUAACCCACGGCAGGGGAAGAACUCCGACCAAGCCCACCCUCCCAUUCACCCCACCAAGUUCACCGGUGCACUACAGGGCAACGAAGAGCGUGUCUAUGAGUUUAUCGCCCGACACUUCUUGGCUUGCGUUUCCCAGGAUGCCUUGGGGCAGGAGACAGUGGUGGACAUAGACAUCGCCCAGGAGCAAUUCUCCACCUCAGGACUGAUGAUCAUUGCAAGAAACUACCUGGAUGUUUACCCGUAUGACCGGUGGAGCGCCAAGGUGAUACCUGUGUAUGAGCAGAACUCCCAGUUCCAGCCCUCUGCGAUCGAGAUGGUGGACGGAGAGACGAGUCCUCCACAGCUGCUCACUGAAGCUGAUCUCAUAUCGCUGAUGGAAAAGCACGGCAUCGGGACUGAUGCAACUCAUGCAGAACACAUUGAGACAAUAAAGAAUCGAAUGUAUGUGGGCUUAACGGCAGAUCAGAGGUUUCUCCCUGGGGAGCUGGGCAUGGGUUUGGUGGAGGGUUAUAACGCUAUGGGCUACGAGAUGUCCAAACCAAACCUGCGUGCCGAGUUGGAGGCUGACCUGAAGCUGGUUUCAGAGGGCAGGAAGGACAAAUGGAGCGUGCUUCAGCACCACAUCCAGAAAUACAAGACCGUCUUCAUCGAGUCUGUCAGAAAGGCAAAAAAGUUGGACGAAGCCCUGUCACCAUAUCUGGGUGAAGCUCAGGAGAUCACAGAAGCAGAGCAGCAGCACAUGGAGAUCCCUCUGCCCAUCAGGAAGUGUCCUCACUGUGGACGGGACAUGGUGCUCAGGAAGAAACGUGAGGGGAACGGUAGGUACCUGUCCUGCACGGGUUUCCCAGCCUGUAAGACAGCAGUGUGGUUCCCUGAGACCGUGCUGGAGGUCAGCAGAGAUGACAGCAUAUGUCCCACCUGUCAGCCACAUCCUGUCCACAUGUUAAAGUUCAAGUUCCGCAGGGGCAGCGUCCCUCCCAUGAUGCCUUUGGAAUUCGUUGGCUGCAUCGGAGGCUGCGAUGAGACGCUCAGGGAGGUGCUAGACCUGAAGUACCUCCGAGGAGUUGGUGCAGGCGCUGAGGGGGGAUCUGACCCUCGACCACAACCUCCCAGACCAGCGCCACACAGAACCGCCCCCUCCCUGCCUCCUGCCACCUCCUGGACCCCGCAGCCCCGACCUCCUCCGGGCGGAGGCAGAGGCACGGACGCCAACGACGCAAUUGUGUGCAACUGCGGUCAAGACGCACUCCUCCUCACCGUGCGCAAAGACGGCCCCAACCAAGGGAGGCAGUUCUACAAAUGCAACUCUGGGGGCUGCAACUUCUUUCUGUGGGCAGAUGAGCCCAGUCCACAGGGGCCUCCCCAGGCACCGAGCGCCUCCCAGCCUCCACGACCCUCACUGGGCUUCAGGAACACAGGAGGCAGAGAAGCGGCUGCAGGAGGAGGAGUGGGAGACACGAUGUGCAACUGUAACGAGGUGGCGGCGACGCGGACGGUGCAGAAGGACGGGCCCAACAGGGGCCGGCUGUUCCACACCUGCGGGAAACCACGGGAGCAGCAGUGUGGCUUCUUCCAGUGGGCAGAUGAGAACGUGCCGCCACCAGGUGGUCCCGGCGGUGGCGUCAGCAGAGGCGGAGACGUGGCCAGGAGGGGGAGGCCGGGGACGGGAGACGGCAAACCUCCCGCCAAGAAGCCUCGGACCUGCGGCCUCUGCCACAUGCCGGGACACACCCGCACCACCUGCCCCCAGCGGUGACGGGUCAGCGCCGCUCUGUGAAGCCUGUUUUAACCUCCACAAAUGCAACAAGUCAUUGUCAUUUCUGAGCAUAAGACGUUUUGUGUCUUGUUGCAAUAGAAACUAGACUUUGUCCAGACUGCACCGGCCGGUCUUCAUUCAUAUCCGACCCGUGAACGCACCCGUGUGUGACUCUUUGUGACUCAGUGACUCUUUCCUAGAGGGAAAGUCUGGGCCCUUUGUUUCUGUCGUAGAAUCUUUGACCCAGCUCAGGAUUUUAAGAAAUUAGCUCACAUGUCAAGUGUUUGAUGACAGACUCAGUAUCGCUUUCAUGCCUGGAGAAUAUGGAGCUACGUUCAGUGGCUGCUCAGCUCAACGUAAAGGCUGGAGACCGAGGGACCAAAGUCCACAAACAGCAUCAUAUGCUGGACUAUUAAUCUCAUUUCAUUUUAGGUUGUUUUUCAGAUGUUUUCUGGCUUCUCCCUUCAUUUGUAUUUCAUUUCAAGCAAAGGGGAACAAAGUGCUGGACACGUGGACACAGAGUGUAUGUGUUGUAUCACAGCAUCGUGUCUUUGUGCUCAGUGUCACUGAUGGGAGAGAUGUCCUGAUGAGGGUGCAUUAAACCCGCACUGUUGCUUGAAAUCAGAAAAGCUUCAGGAGACGCGGACGCUUUUAGAAGCUGCAGCAGCUGUCGUCACCUGAACGAGCUCAGAGGUGACUUCACUCAGCUCAGUUUUCAGAGCUCACUUCUAUAUUUUAAAUACAACAUAAUACUUUCACAGUUUCUUAGUGAUUAAUGAAUAAUAUGUUACAGUAUCAUUUAUACCAGAAACUGCAGCCAGAACUGUUAUUUAUUUUAAUUUGUGGCGUCAGCGUAUUCUUUUGAUCACAAUUAAAGCAAAUAAACUUGAAUACGUUUAAACCGCGA